Molecule: messenger RNA, 269 nt
Organism: Drosophila eugracilis
Lineage: Eukaryota; Metazoa; Arthropoda; Insecta; Diptera; Drosophilidae
Exons: 1
Coding region: 9-146 (45 amino acids)
Source: RefSeq, a predicted model, not a curated record
ACUCCUAUAUGGACGCCAUCACCAUCUUCGGCUUGGUCUAUUGGCUGAUCUGCAUGAUUCUGUUCGGGCCGUUGAUGUUCUUUGUCUGCGUUUACCUGCCCGAAGUUCCGGUGCGAUAUGUGAAGAGUCUGAGGCAGCAGACCUAAGUACCUUCAGUUCUACUUGACCAAUAAUUAUCCAAGUCCGUAGUACAUAAAUUAAUCAAGUCAUAGCUGAAAUUAAAUUGAUGUACAACCGAUCGAUUUGUAAUAAAAAUCUACUCAAAUAUA